CACGACCCUCCCUGCACGAGUCGGAGCCGUCGGGCCGGGGCGCCGCCACUGCGGCCGCGGGUGUCGGCGGCGAUGGUGUCGGCCGCGGCCUCUGCUGGCCGCCUGGGCUCCGCGCUGCCCUUCCUGCUGGUGCUCUUCGACCUGCAGUAUCAGGGAGCUGAGUGUGGAAUAAAUGCCGAAGUAGAAAAGCAGCUUGAAAUGGGAAAGAAGUUAUUGGCUGCUGGACAACUGGCAGAUGCUCUGUCUCAUUUUCAUGCAGCUAUAGAGGGAGACUCUGAUAACUACAUUGCUUAUUACAGAAGAGCCACAGUGUACUUAGCCAUGGGCAAAUCUAAAGCAGCAAUUCGUGAUUUAAGUAAAGUGGUUGAAUUAAAGCAAGACUUCACAUCCGCAAGAUUACAGAGGGGACAGCUACUGCUCAAGCAAGGAAAAUUUGAUGAAGCAGAAGAUGACUUUAAAAAUGUGCUCAAAUCCAAUCCCAGCAAUAAUGAGGAAAGAGAAGCCCAAACUCAGCUGACGAAAUCCGAUGAGCUUCAGCGCCUGUAUUCACAAGCAUUGUCUGCAUACCAGCAAGAGGAUUAUGAAGCUGCAAUUCCUCUUCUUGAUGAAAUCUUGGCAGUUUGUGUUUGGGAUGCAGACCUACGAGAACUUCGAGCUGAGUGUUAUAUAAAGGAAGGGGAGCCAAGCAAAGCGAUUAGUGACUUGAAAGCUGCUGCCAAAUUAAAGAGUGAUAACACUGAAGCCUUCUAUAAAAUCAGCAGAAUAUAUUAUCAGCUGGGGGACCAUGAAUUAUCACUCAGUGAAGUCCGGGAGUGUCUGAAGCUUGACCAAGACCAUAAGCAAUGUUUCUCUCUUUAUAAACAAGUAAAGAAACUCAAUAAGCAGAUUGAGUCAGCAGAGGAAUUCAUCAGAGAAGGCAGAUACGAAGAUGCUAUCAGUAAAUACGACUCUGUAAUGAAAACUGAGCCAGAUGUCCCAGUUUAUGCUACUCGUGCCAAAGAAAGGAUCUGUCACUGUUUGUCAAAGAAUCAGCAGGCUACAGAAGCCAUAAAAGUUUGUACACAAGUUCUGCAACUGGAACCAACCAAUGUGAAUGCUCUGAAAGACAGAGCAGAAGCUUAUUUGCUGGAAGACCUUUAUGAAGAAGCUAUUAAAGACUACGAAACGGCUCAAGCCAAUAGUGAAAAUGACCAGCAGGUUCGAGAGGGGCUGGAAAGAGCUCAGAGGAUGUUGAAGCAAUCACAGAAGAGAGACUACUAUAAAAUUUUAGGAGUAAAAAGAAAUGCUAGAAAGCAAGAAAUCAUAAAAGCUUACAGAAAGCUGGCAUCCCAGUGGCACCCUGACAACUUCCAGAGUGAGGAAGAAAAGAAGAAAGCAGAGAAAAAGUUCAUUGAUAUAGCAGCUGCUAAGGAAGUCCUUACUGACCCAGAAAUGAGACGAAAGUUUGACGCAGGAGAGGACCCCCUGGAUGCAGAGAGUCAGCAGGGUGGGGGCAACCCCUUCCACAGGAACUGGAACACGUGGCAAGGAUUCAACCCCUUCGGUUCUGGAGGAGGACCAUUUACAUUCAAAUUUCACUUCAGUUAGAGCCAGGACUGUUCCAGGUGGCUGCUGCUGUUUUUUACUUAAUUUGUUCAAAAAAAUAAAAACUCUCUCAGUUCAAGACCCAAAAUCUUAAUUUCUAAUGUUGUCCUUAACCCAGUCUUACUGCACUAGAAGAAAGCUACUUCUUUCUUUUAGUAUUUGAAGCAAAUUCAUGGUGAGCUUGACAAGCUUAUACUGGUGGGGGGAGGUUGAAUGAAUAAGGGUUUUGUUACUGCCUAUGUAUUUGUUGUGGUUAUACAGGAGAUGUGUUUUUUCCAUCCAUAGGAAUAAACAAUAAAAGGCUAAUUAGGACAACACUUAAAUGCAGCUUUAGGACUCAAGUAUAUGCUUACAGGUAAAAAUGCAUGUAAAUAUUUUUUUGAGUCGGGGCCUAAUAAAUGUGGGAAGGGUAGUUACAGUAGUCUCUGCGUUAACAAAUUGUUUGUCACUGUGCUCAGCAGAAAGAUCCAUUUCUCAGUAUUCUGUAAAGGAAACCCUCGUGACCACCCGUUGUAUCACCGUGGCAGUGCCAUAGGGAGGGGGAGGAGGCUGCGCACUGGCUGAGCCCCAGCAAUCUCUUACAAGGAUCACUUUGUCAGGAAGGAUUUGGAAAAUGUCUGCUCACCCUUCUUCAUUAACCUGGGAUUAAUUGGGGUGAUUUUCUUGGCCGCUACUGUCAAAUAUGAAAGUUUAAAACAGAAAACAAAAA
Tympanuchus pallidicinctus (lesser prairie-chicken) is the source of this 2293-nucleotide messenger RNA. RefSeq names its product DnaJ heat shock protein family (Hsp40) member C3 (gene DNAJC3). The transcript is spliced from 12 exons. The record is from RefSeq and is a predicted model, not a curated record. Gene Ontology annotation, molecular function: misfolded protein binding; protein-folding chaperone binding. Lineage: Eukaryota; Metazoa; Chordata; Aves; Galliformes; Phasianidae. Bases 73 to 1587 code for a protein of 504 amino acids. Gene Ontology annotation, biological process: protein folding in endoplasmic reticulum. Gene Ontology annotation, cellular component: endoplasmic reticulum.